AUGCGUGAAAUCCAGGAAUCGAUCACAAUUUCAGCACCUCCAUCACAAGUAUGGCGCGUAUUAAUGGAUUUGGACUCUUGGCCAAAAUGGAACACCUUUGUCACAUCAAUCGAAGUACAAGCUCCGCAUAACGAACUCGCCGUUGGGAGCAAACAGACCAUCACCAUCGACAAAACCCAAUCGUACACCAAUGUCGUAUCGGUAUUACAGCCUGAAAAGGAACUUCGGUGGAACGGCAGUAUCUUAACACCCAUAAUCUUUGACACGGAGCACUGGUGUUGCCUAGAAGUUGUCGAGGAUGGACGAUCAACACGAUUUACGCAAGGAGAGCGCUUUUCUGGCAUCCUGGCACCAAUAGCUGCUGCGGCAGGGAAGUUGAACGAACUACAGGAAGGAUAUGUAAGGAUGAAUCGAGACCUGAGGAAGGUUGUUGAGGAGAGCAAAUAG
Fusarium verticillioides 7600 is the source of this 447-nucleotide messenger RNA. RefSeq lists its product as hypothetical. Lineage: Eukaryota; Fungi; Ascomycota; Sordariomycetes; Hypocreales; Nectriaceae. The transcript has a single exon. Bases 1 to 447 code for a protein of 148 amino acids. The record is from RefSeq and is a predicted model, not a curated record.